CUCGGUGAGUUGGUAUGUCUCUGAAUUCUGUAGGGUAGGUCAAAACCAAGUCGGAAGGUAGGUGUUGUUGCAAAGCAAUUGGUUAAACGUUGUAUCAGGUUUGUUAUUUCGUCGAUAACGUGGAAAUUUGUAAUCAUUUAAUUCCAUUGCAUAAUUCGUUGAAAUAUGGCGGAUCCUAGAGUAAAAGUUAUUAAAAUCAAGACAGGUGUCGUGAAACGUCUGACGAAGGAAAAGGUGGUAUAUGAACAAGAAGCAGAGAAACAAAAAGAGAGAGUCCAGAAACUGAAAGAAGAAGAAAAAGAUGAACAUAUUAUACGGAAACAAGAAGAAGUAUUGCAGGAGUCUAUGAUGAUGGUUCCAGAUUGCCAGCGACGCUUAUGGAAGGCUUAUGAGGAACUCAAGGGAAUAAUUGACAAUGAAUCAGACAUGGCUGAAAAUGAAGAUUAUAUGGCAGCUGUUAAGGCUUUGGAAGAUGCGAAACCUCAGCUACCAACAAUAAUGGCAAACAUGUCUUAAAACUUUAUUGAACUAAUUGUAUUCUAAAAGACAGUUUUAAUGACAUUCCGUGCUUCAUAUUAAAAGUGACAGCACUAAUAAUUUGCAUUUAACAUAAGUUUAAUAUUUUGUGUACUUUGAAGGACUAAAAGGAAAAGGUAUAGGUAUCAAGACUGACAGUGCAAAAAAUGGCAAACAACCUAGCAUCUCCGUCACAGUGCAUUACAGAUAGUGACAAAUUUGCGUUGUGGCAUCCUCCCCCACAUGGAGUAACUCCUCCAGCUUCAGUGCCAUCCUGCUUCAAUGUACCACCUCCCCCUUUUUCACAGCCUCCUCCAACAUCCAUACACAGGCUACCACCACCACCACCUCCUCCUCCUCCUCCACCCCCUCCCCCACCUGCUAUUCCUCCUCCUCCUCUUCAAUUCUGCACAUAUCCCCCUUUUGUUGCUCCUGCACAGCAAAUUUUCAACUUGCCAAAUAAUGGAAACAACACUGCUCACAUCCACACAGUCCAGGAUACUCAGCAGAGUUCGUGUUUCCAAGUUCAAACUUCAUCUUGGAUUUCUUCUCAGGAUAAUUUAGGUGUGCAGUUUGAUGAUGAAA
Schistocerca gregaria is the source of this 1101-nucleotide messenger RNA. RefSeq names its product tubulin-specific chaperone A (gene Tbca). Gene Ontology annotation, cellular component: cytosol; microtubule cytoskeleton. Lineage: Eukaryota; Metazoa; Arthropoda; Insecta; Orthoptera; Acrididae. Bases 166 to 516 code for a protein of 116 amino acids. The transcript has 2 exons. Gene Ontology annotation, molecular function: beta-tubulin binding. The record is from RefSeq and is a predicted model, not a curated record. Gene Ontology annotation, biological process: post-chaperonin tubulin folding pathway; tubulin complex assembly.